UGCGCAGUGGCGAGUCGGGCGCGUGCGCAGCGCCGGCUCCUUCCCCGUGGAGCUUCUGCCGCUCACGCUCCUCCUCCCGCUCCCCACCCCCCAGCCCGCCGCGGCCCGGUACCAGCGUGGGUCCCGCCAAGGGAGCCGUGCGUCCCUCGUGCUCCUGGGACGGCUGUGGUGGGCGCUUGCGGCACAAGUCACUAGCCAUGGCGAUGGAUCAAGUGAACGCGCUGUGCGAGCAGCUCGUGAAAGCGGUGACGGUCAUGAUGGACCCCAGCUCCACCCAGCGCUACCGGCUGGAAGCCCUCAAGUUUUGUGAGGAGUUUAAAGAAAAGUGCCCUAUCUGUGUCCCCUGUGGCUUGAGGUUGGCUGAGAAAACACAAAUUGCCAUCGUCAGACAUUUUGGCCUUCAGAUCCUGGAACAUGUUGUCAAGUUUCGGUGGAACAGCAUGUCUCGGUUGGAGAAGGUCUAUCUGAAGAAUAGUGUCAUGGAGCUGAUUGCAAAUGGAACACUGAAUAUUUUGGAAGAGGAGAACCAUAUUAAAGACGUCCUGUCUCGAAUUGUAGUAGAAAUGAUCAAGCGGGAGUGGCCACAGCACUGGCCUGACAUGCUAAUAGAAUUGGACACUCUCUCCAAACAAGGGGAAACACAGACAGAAUUAGUCAUGUUCAUUCUUUUGCGACUGGCAGAGGACGUAGUGACCUUUCAGACACUACCCCCUCAAAGAAGAAGGGAUAUCCAGCAAACAUUAACCCAGAACAUGGAAAGGAUCUUCAGUUUUCUACUUAACACACUUCAAGAAAAUGUAAACAAGUACCGGCAAGUGAAGACAGAUAAUUCUCAGGAGUUAAAGGCCCAAGCACACUGUCGAGUAGGAGUGGCAGCACUGAAUACUCUAGCAGGCUACAUUGACUGGGUGUCCAUGAGUCAUAUUACUGCUGAAAACUGUAAACUGCUAGAGAUGCUGUGCCUGCUUCUGAACGAGCAGGAACUUCAGUUGGGAGCAGCUGAGUGUCUUCUCAUUGCAGUCAGCAGAAAAGGCAAGUUGGAAGACCGGAAGCCCUUGAUGGUCUUAUUUGGAGAUGUUGCCAUGCAUUAUAUACUCUCUGCUGCACAGACUGCUGACGGAGGAGGCUUGGUAGAAAAACACUAUGUCUUCCUAAAGAGACUCUGUCAGGUCUUGUGUGCUCUGGGCAAUCAGCUGUGUGCAUUGCUGGGCGUGGAUUCUGAUGUAGAAACACCAGCAAACUUUGGAAAAUACCUGGAAUCCUUUCUUGCUUUCACAACCCAUCCAAGUCAGUUUCUACGCUCUUCAACUCAAAUGACUUGGGGAGCCCUCUUCCGGCAUGAGAUCCUAUCCCGUGACCCUUUGCUAUUAGCAAUAAUACCAAAAUAUCUUCGUGCUUCUAUGACUAACUUGGUCAAGAUGGGCUUUCCUUCUAAAACAGACAGCCCUAGCUGUGAAUACUCUCGAUUUGAUUUUGAUAGUGAUGAGGACUUCAACGCUUUCUUCAACUCCUCCCGGGCCCAGCAAGGAGAAGUAAUGAGGUUAGCAUGUCGUUUGGAUCCCAAGACUAGCUUCCAGAUGUCUGGAGAGUGGCUAAAGUAUCAGCUCUCAACUUCUGUGGAUACUGGCUCCAUUAACUCUGGAACUGGAGAAGGCACCCUCUGCUCCAUCUUCUCACCUUCAUUCGUGCAGUGGGAAGCCAUGACUUUUUUUUUGGAGAGUGUAAUCAACCAGAUGUUUCGAACACUAGAUAAAGAAGAAAUUCCUGUUAAUGAUGGAAUAGAGCUAUUGCAAAUGGUCCUGAACUUUGACACCAAGGAUCCCCUUAUCCUGUCCUGUGUCCUCACUAAUGUCUCAGCACUCUUUCCAUUUGUCACCUACAGACCAGAGUUCCUGCCCCAGGUCUUCUCCAAGCUGUUUUCAUCUGUCACUUUUGAAACAGUUGAAGAAAGUAAGGCCCCCAGAACCCGGGCAGUGAGGAAUGUGAGGAGACAUGCCUGUUCCUCCAUCAUCAAGAUGUGUCGUGACUACCCCCAGCUCGUGCUGCCCAAUUUCGACAUGCUUUAUAACCAUGUGAAGCAACUCCUCUCCAAUGAGCUACUCCUGACACAGAUGGAGAAGUGUGCCCUCAUGGAAGCCCUGGUUCUCAUUAGCAACCAGUUCAAGAACUACGAGCGUCAGAAGGUGUUCCUAGAGGAGCUAAUGGCACCAGUGGCCAGCCUCUGGCUGUCUGAAGACAUGCACAGAGUGCUGUCAGAUGUUGAUGCUUUUAUUGCCUAUGUGGGUGCAGAUCAGAAGAGCUGUGACCCGGGCCUGGAGGAUCCCUGUGGCUUAAACCGUGCACGAAUGAGCUUUUGUGUGUACAGCAUCCUGGGUGUUGUGAAACGAACUUGCUGGCCCACCGACCUAGAAGAGGCCAAAGCUGGAGGAUUCGUGGUGGGUUAUAUGCCCACUGGAAAUCCAGUCUUCCGUAACCCCUGCACAGAACAGAUUCUGAAACUUCUUGACAAUUUGCUUGCCCUUAUAAGAACUCACAAUACUUUAUAUGCACCAGAAAUGCUAGCCAAAAUGGCGGAGCCUUUCACAAAGGCUCUGGAUAUGCUUGAAGCGGAAAAAUCUGCUAUUUUAGGAUUACCUCAGCCUCUCCUGGAACUGAAUGACUAUCCUGUCUACAAAACAGUCUUGGAAAGAAUGCAGCGUUUCUUCAGCACCCUCUAUGAAAACUGUUUUCAUAUCCUAGGGAAGGCAGGCCCUUCCAUGCAGCAGGACUUCUACACCGUGGAACACCUUGCUACCCAGCUCCUCAGCUCGGCCUUCGUCAACUUGAACAAUAUUCCUGACUACCGACUCAGACCCAUGCUUCGGGUCUUUGUGAAGCCUCUGGUGCUCUUCUGUCCCCCGGAGCACUAUGAAGCCCUGGUGUCUCCCAUCCUUGGACCUCUCUUCACCUACCUCCACAUGAGGCUUUCCCAAAAAUGGCAAGUCAUCAACCAGAGGAGCCUGCUUUGUGGAGAAGAUGAGACUGCAGAUGAAAAUCCCGAGUCUCAAGAGAUGCUGGAGGAACAACUGGUGAGGAUGUUAACCCGAGAAGUCAUGGACCUAAUCACGGUGUGCUGUGUUUCAAAGAAAGGUGCUGACCACGGUACUGCUCCCCCUGCAGAUGGAGAUGAUGAAGAGAUGAUGGCCACAGAGGUGGCCCCCUCAGCCAUGGCGGAGCUUACGGACCUGGGCAAAUGUCUGAUGAAGCAUGAGGAUGUUUGUACAGCGCUAUUAAUUACUGCCUUCAAUUCCCUGGCCUGGAAGGAUACUCUGUCCUGCCAGAGGACAACCACACAGCUCUGCUGGCCUCUCCUCAAACAAGUGCUAUCAGGGACGCUGCUGGCAGACGCCGUUACGUGGCUUUUCACCAGUGUGCUAAAGGGCUUACAGACACACGGGCAGCACGACGGCUGCAUGGCUUCCCUGGUCCACCUGGCCUUCCAGAUAUAUGAGGCGCUGCGCCCUAGGUACCUGGAGAUAAGAGCUGUGAUGGAACAGAUUCCUGAAAUACAGAAGGACUCUCUGGACCAGUUUGACUGCAAGCUUUUGAACCCCUCUCUGCAGAAGGUGGCUGACAAGCGUCGGAAGGACCAGUUCAAACGCCUCAUUGCGGGUUGCAUCGGGAAACCCUUGGGAGAGCAGUUCCGAAAGGAAGUUCACAUUAAGAAUCUUCCCUCGCUUUUCAAAAAAACAAAGCCAAUGCUGGAGACAGAGGUGCUGGACAACGAGGAGGGCAGCCUGGCCACCAUCUUUGAACCCUGAAUCAAGCUUUUGGGCAUCCUUCCUCGGCCUUUAUUGUCAUCUCUUCCCCUUCGUAGCUAAUGUCCAGGCCCCUCUCCACUGCCACCUCACUUUCCACCAUUGUCAGCCUGGAGAAAGCUCCAGGUCUGGAGCUGGAGAGAGUGGGCCCUGUGCAGGGCCGGAAGUCAUUAUACUAAAGUAUCAAGUAUCAAGAAAGGGAGUCAGGGCUUACACCAUUCUGUCUGCAUCUCCCAGGUAGCUCCCAUUCUACUUGGAGUUUUGGCUUUUCCAAGAGAGAAAAGCUAGAGCAGAGUGGCUCCUG
Ceratotherium simum simum (southern white rhinoceros) is the source of this 4101-nucleotide messenger RNA. It is a transcript of the gene XPO5, whose product is annotated as exportin 5. Gene Ontology annotation, cellular component: nucleus; RNA nuclear export complex; cytoplasm. NCBI's taxonomy places the organism in Eukaryota, Metazoa, Chordata, Mammalia, Perissodactyla, Rhinocerotidae. Gene Ontology annotation, biological process: RNA export from nucleus; protein export from nucleus. The record is from RefSeq and is a predicted model, not a curated record. Gene Ontology annotation, molecular function: small GTPase binding; RNA binding; nuclear export signal receptor activity.